GAGAAGAACACAAGAAUGCCACGGUGUGAUCAUGUCAAAAGAACAGGACUUCCAAUGCGUGGAACCAGGAGUUGGGGUAUAUUCUCUGAGUAUCAAAGCAUUUGGGCCUUACAAAACCCCUAUCGGUUCAACCAUGGCCAUCUCUUCAAGCAUGGCGACGAGCUUCUUGGGCAACAAGCUUGGAGCCCAUUCGUUUCCAGGAGUUUUGGAGAGGAAGCUCCAUUCUCGUGGUACCAUUGUGGCCAUGGCAAAGGGUGGGAAGUCCAAGACUGGCCGCGUGCUAAUUCGCCUCAUCUCCACUGCUGACACUGGUUUCUUCUUCGUCUCGACAAAGAAUCCUCGCAAUUCGCCACAGAAGCUCGAGCUCGUCAAGUUUGAUCCUCGAGCCGGCAAACGUGUUCCAUUCCGCGAGGCUACUAUCAACAAACCAAAGUCGAACAAGAAAUAAGAACUUCAAUUUAUCACAAACUUGCUGAAUUUCUUUCCCUUUCUUUCAGUCAAGAUUCAUCGCUAUGAAACACAUUGUCCAAAUCGUCUUUGUCCUCAGGCUCAUCGUCUUCUCCUAGACGAGACUCUGUACUCUCGUCCUCAGCCUCAUUCAUCCCCUGUGAUGUUUCAAAGCAAAACAAAAAGAGUUAGAAUUUUGAGAAGA
Messenger RNA from Selaginella moellendorffii, 652 nucleotides. RefSeq lists its product as uncharacterized. Lineage: Eukaryota; Viridiplantae; Streptophyta; Lycopodiopsida; Selaginellales; Selaginellaceae. The transcript is spliced from 2 exons. Gene Ontology annotation, cellular component: large ribosomal subunit; ribosome. The coding region runs from base 32 to 448 and encodes 138 amino acids. The record is from RefSeq and is a predicted model, not a curated record. Gene Ontology annotation, biological process: translation. Gene Ontology annotation, molecular function: structural constituent of ribosome.